Pteropus alecto (black flying fox) is the source of this 6202-nucleotide messenger RNA. It is a transcript of the gene DOCK2, whose product is annotated as dedicator of cytokinesis 2. The record is from RefSeq and is a predicted model, not a curated record. Gene Ontology annotation, biological process: cell migration; actin cytoskeleton organization; small GTPase-mediated signal transduction. Gene Ontology annotation, molecular function: GTPase activator activity; small GTPase binding; guanyl-nucleotide exchange factor activity. Lineage: Eukaryota; Metazoa; Chordata; Mammalia; Chiroptera; Pteropodidae. Gene Ontology annotation, cellular component: plasma membrane; cytoplasm. Bases 212 to 5701 code for a protein of 1829 amino acids. The transcript is spliced from 52 exons.
CUAGCUUUUGGGGGGCCUUUUGGCCUUCUAGCGCUAGCCUUCUAAUGCACUCUUGCUCAUCAGGAGGGAGGAAGAGGAGCAGGGUGCCUGGAGAGGGGAGGGCGGGCCCUGAGAGAGAGUUUGAAAAGAGGAAGGAAGUGGAGUUCGGCAGAACGCCUAGCCACCCCCUAGCUGCUUCCCUGCAGGACGACGUGAGGCCCCUGGCCCAGCCAUGGCUCCCUGGCGCAAAACUGACAAGGAGCGGCAAGGCGUAGCCAUAUACAAUUUCCAAGGGAGCGGAGCACCCCAGCUCUCCCUGCAGAUUGGUGACCUGGUACGAAUACAGGAGACCUGCGGAGACUGGUAUAGGGGAUACCUGAUAAAGCACAAAAUGUUACAGGGUAUUUUUCCUAAAUCCUUCAUCCACAUCAAGGAAGUGACAAUUGAGAAAAGAAGAAAUAUUGAGAACAUCAUUCCUGCAGAAAUUCCUCUGGCACAAGAAGUGACAACGACACUUUGGGAAUGGGGCAGCAUCUGGAAACAGCUCUAUGUGGCCAGCAAAAAGGAGCGCUUCCUCCAGGUGCAGUCCAUGAUGUACGACCUGAUGGAGUGGCGGUCCCAGCUCCUCUCAGGAACUCUGCCCAAGGACGAGCUGAAGGAGCUGAAGCAGAAAGUCACAUCCAAAAUUGACUAUGGCAACAAAAUCCUUGAACUUGAUCUGAUUGUCAGAGAUGAAGAUGGAAAUAUCUUGGACCCUGAUAAUACCAGUGUCAUCAGUUUAUUCCAUGCCCAUGAGGAAGCAACUGAAAAAAUCACAGAGCGUAUCAAGGAAGAAAUGUCAAAAGACCAGGCAGAUUAUGGAACAUAUGCCCGGAUCUCCUCAUCCCCUACCCACAGCCUCUAUGUCUUUGUGAGAAACUUUGUGUGCAGAAUUGGGGAAGAUGCUGAGCUCUUCAUGUCUCUCUAUGACCCCAACAAGCAAACAGUCAUAAGUGAGAACUACCUGGUGCGAUGGGGCAGCAGGGGCUUCCCGAAGGAGGUCGAGAUGCUCAACAACCUGAAGGUGGUCUUCACGGAUCUCGGAAACAAAGACCUCAACAGGGAUAAAAUUUACUUGAUUUGUCAAAUAAUCCGAGUUGGGAAGAUGGAUCUCAAGGAUACCAAUACAAAGAAGUGCACACAGGGACUGAGGCGGCCCUUUGGGGUGGCAGUUAUGGAUAUAACAGAUAUCAUCAAGGGGAAAGCAGAGAGUGAUGAAGAAAAGCAGCACUUCAUCCCUUUUCACCCAGUGACAGCUGAGAAUGACUUCCUACACAGCCUGCUUGGCAAAGUCACAGCCUUCAAGGGAGACAGCGGAGGACAAGGCCUCUGGGUGACCAUGAAGAUGCUCGUGGGUGACAUCAUUCAGAUCCGCAAGGACUAUCCACACCUGGUUGACAGGACCACCGUAGUGGCCAGGAAGCUGGGCUUCCCGGAGAUCAUCAUGCCAGGGGACGUGAGGAAUGACAUCUACAUCACUCUGCUACAAGGCGACUUCGACAAGUACAACAAGACCACGCAGAGGAACGUGGAAGUGAUCAUGUGUGUGUGCGCGGAGGAUGGCAAAACGUUGUCUAAUGCAAUUUGUGUGGGAGCAGGGGACAAGCCCAUGAAUGAAUAUCGGUCUGUCGUGUACUAUCAAGUCAAACAGCCACGGUGGAUGGAAACAGUCAAGGUGGCUGUCCCUAUUGAAGACAUGCAAAGGAUCCAUCUGCGAUUCAUGUUUCGACAUCGGUCAUCCCUGGAAUCUAAAGACAGAGGAGAAAAGAACUUUGCCAUGUCCUAUGUGAAGUUGAUGAAGGAAGAUGGGACCACUCUGCACGAUGGAUGCCAUGACUUGGUUGUCCUAAAGGGGGACAGCAAGAAGAUGGAGGAUGCCAGUGCUUACUUGACUCUCCCUUCCUACCGACACCAUGUGGAAAACAAGGGGGUUACCUUGAGUCGAAGCUCCAGCAGUGUCGGGGGGCUCUCUGUCAGCUCCCGGGAUGUGUUCUCCAUUUCUACCCUGGUGUGCUCCACAAAGCUCACCCAGAACGUGGGCUUGCUGGGUUUGCUGAAGUGGCGUAUGAAGCCUCAACUGCUACAGGAGAAUUUAGAGAAAUUGAAGAUUGUGGAUGGAGAGGAAGUGGUGAAGUUUCUCCAGGAUACUCUGGACGCCCUCUUCAACAUCAUGAUGGAGCAUUCUCAAAGUAACGAGUACGAUAUCCUCGUCUUUGACGCUUUGAUCUACAUAAUAGGACUCAUUGCUGACCGAAAAUUCCAGCAUUUCAACACUGUUCUGGAGGCUUACAUUCAACAGCAUUUCAGUGCUACCUUAGCUUACAAGAAAUUGAUGACGGUGCUGAAGACUUACUUGGAUACCUCCAGCAGAGGGGAGCAGUGUGAGCCGAUCUUAAGAACUCUAAAAGCUUUGGAAUAUGUGUUCAAGUUCAUUGUGCGGUCGAGGACAUUAUUUUCACAGCUCUACGAAGGCAAAGAACAGAUGGAGUUUGAAGAAUCUAUGAGACGGCUCUUUGAAUCAAUCAACAACCUGAUGAAAAGUCAAUAUAAAACCACCAUCCUUUUGCAGGUGGCGGCUUUGAAAUACAUCCCAUCUGUCCUCCACGAUGUGGAAACAGUCUUUGAUGCGAAGUUACUCAGCCAACUCCUUUAUGAGUUCUACACCUGCAUCCCCCCUGUGAAACUCCAGAAGCAGAAAGUCCAGUCCAUGAAUGAGAUAGUCCAGAGCAACCUGUUUAAAAAGCAAGAAUGCCGGGACAUUCUGCUUCCUGUCAUCACCAAGGAACUGAAGGAGCUGCUGGAGCAGAAGGAUGAAAUGCAACACCAGGUUCAGGAGAAGAAAUACUGCGUUGAAUUACUCAACAGCAUUUUGGAGGUGCUCAGCUGUCAGGAUGCGGCCUUCACCUACCACCACAUCCAAGAAAUUAUGGCCCAGCUGCUUCGCACAGUGAACCGGACAGUCAUCACGAUGGGGCGCGAGCACGUUCUCAUUAGUCACUUUGUGGCAUGUAUGACGGCUAUUUUAAACCAGAUGGGUGACCAGCACUAUUCCUUCUAUAUCGAAACCUUUCAGACCAGCUCUGAACUUGUGGACUUCUUGAUGGAAACAUUCAUCAUGUUCAAGGACCUCAUUGGAAAAAACGUGUAUCCUGUAGACUGGAUGGCCAUGAGUAUGGUUCAGAACAGGGUCUUCCUGAGAGCUAUCAACAAGUUUGCAGAAAUCAUGAAUCAGAAGUUCCUGGAACACACAAACUUUGAGUUCCAGCUGUGGAAUAACUAUUUUCAUCUGGCGGUGGCUUUUAUCACUCAGGAUUCUCUGCAGCUGGAGCAGUUCUCGCACGCCAAAUACAACAAAAUCCUGAAUAAGUAUGGGGACAUGAGACGGCUAAUUGGCUUCUCCAUCCGUGAUAUGUGGUACAAGCUUGGCCAGAACAAAAUCUGCUUCAUCCCGGGCAUGGUGGGACCUAUAUUAGAGAUGACACUUAUCCCCGAGGCUGAGCUCCGGAAAGCCACCAUACCAAUCUUCUUCGACAUGAUGCUGUGUGAAUAUCAAAAGAAUGGGGAUUUCAAAAAGUUUGAAAACGAAAUCAUCCUCAAGCUGGACCACGAGGUGGAAGGUGGCCGAGGGGAUGAGCAGUACAUGCAGCUGCUGGAGUCCAUCCUGGUGGCGUGUGCUGCCGAGCACCCAGCCAUCUCCCAAUCUGUGGAGAACUUCGUGAGCCUGGUUAGAGGCCUGCUGGAGAAGCUGCUGGACUACCGGGCGGUGAUGACGGACGAGAGCAAAGACAACCGCAUGAGCUGCACUGUGAACCUGCUGAAUUUCUACAAAGAUAACAAUCGGGAAGAGAUGUACAUCAGGUACCUGUAUAAACUCCGCGAUCUUCACCUGGAUUGUGACAAUUACACGGAGGCCGCCUACACACUCCUUCUCCACACCUGGCUUCUCAAGUGGUCAGAUGAGCAGUGUGCGUCGCAGGUCAUGCAGACGGGCCAGCAGCACCCUCAGACCCACCGGCAGCUGAAGGAGACGCUCUAUGAUAUCAUCAUAGGCUACUUUGACAAAGGAAAGAUGUGGGAGGAGGCCAUCAGCCUGUGCAAGGAGCUGGCAGAACAGUAUGAGAUGGAGAUCUUUGACUACGAGCUGCUCAGCCAGAACCUGAUCCAGCAGGCGAAAUUCUAUGAAAACAUCAUGAAAAUCCUCCGGCCCAAGCCAGACUACUUCGCCGUCGGGUAUUACGGCCAGGGAUUCCCCACCUUUCUGCGGAACAAAGUGUUCAUCUACCGAGGGAAGGAGUAUGAGCGGAGAGAAGAUUUCCAGAUGCAGCUGCUGAGCCAGUUCCCCAACGCGGAGAAGAUGAACACCACCUCCGCCCCCGGGGAUGACGUGAAGAAUGCCCCCGGCCAGUACAUCCAGUGUUUCACCGUCCAGCCUGUCUUGGAUGAACACCCCAGGUUCAAGAAUAAGCCAGUGCCUGACCAGAUCAUAAACUUUUAUAAAUCCAACUAUGUGCAAAGGUUCCACUACUCGCGGCCAGUGCGCAGGGGGACCGUCGACCCCGAGAAUGAGUUUGCCUCGAUGUGGAUCGAGAGAACCUCCUUCAUGACUGCGUACAAGCUUCCGGGGAUCCUGCGCUGGUUCGAGGUAGUUCACAUGUCCCAGACCACAAUUAGCCCUCUGGAGAACGCCAUCGAAACCAUGUCCACGGCCAACGAGAAGAUCCUGAUGAUGAUAAACCAAUACCAGAGUGACGAAAGCCUCCCCAUCAACCCGCUGUCCAUGCUCCUGAAUGGGAUCGUGGACCCUGCUGUCAUGGGCGGGUUCGCCAAGUACGAGAAGGCUUUCUUCACUGAGGAGUACACCAGGGACCACCCUGAGGACCAGGACAAACUGAGCCGCCUCAAGGACCUGAUUGCGUGGCAGAUCCCCUUCCUGGGAGCCGGGAUUAAGAUCCAUGAGAAGAGGGUGUCGGAAAACCUGCGGCCCUUCCACGACCGCAUGGAGGAAUGUUUCAGGAGCCUGAAAGUGAAGGUGGAGAAGGAGUAUGGCGUCAGAGAGAUGCCGGACUUCGAGGACAGGCGCGUGGGCCGCCCCCGGUCGAUGCUGCGUUCCUACAGGCAGAUGUCUAUCAUCUCUAUGGCGUCCAUGAACUCCGACUGCAGCACCCCCAAGGCUACCUCUGAGAGCUUCGACCUGGAAGUGGCGCCCCCCAAGACGCCGAAGGUGGAGCAGGAGGAGCCGAUCUCCCCGGGGAGCACUCUGCCGGAGGUCAAGCUGAGGCGCUCCAAGAAGAGGGCCAAGAGGAGCAGCGUGGUGUUCGCGGAAGAGAAGGCGGCGGCCGAGUCCGAGCUGAAGCGGCUUUCCAGGAAGCACGAGUUCAUGAGUGACACCAACCUCUCGGAGCAUGCGGCCAUCCCCCCCAGGGCGUCCAUCCUCUCUCAAAUGAGUUUUGCCAGCCAGUCCAUGCCCACCAUCCCAGCCCUCACACUCUCCGUGGCAGGUGUGCCUGGGACAGACGACACCACCUCUUCCCCCCGCUUCAGCCAGACCUUUCUCGCCUUCUCAGAAGGUGACAAGAAGACGCUCAAACGGAAGAAAGUAAAUCAGUUCUUCAAGACGAUGCUGGCCAGCAAAUCCGCCGAAGAGGGCAAGCAGACCCCCGACCCACUGCCCUCUGACCUGUGAGCCGCUGCUGACCAGGGCUGCGCGUGGGGAGCCGGGGAGGGGCGUUUCCAGCAGAGGGACCGUGGGACAUCGAUGCCUCAAAGAACAGGGAGGACCUCCUGUCAGCUGCCUUCACUCGGACAGAGGAGGCAGGCUGGGCCAGACCCCAGAACUUGACUGGUAGCAGACCAGCGUCACCGGGGACAAGCGACCCCGGUGGUGGGUGAGGCCGCCCCGCCCCGGAUGCGGGGCUGCGCGAGGAGCCCGCGUGAACGCUUCCGCCGCAUGCGCUCCCGGCGCCCCGGGCCCGCCCGUUACAACCCAGCUUCUUAGGCAGAAGGAGCUGUGUUUUUGUCUCAUUUCUAAGUCCUAGCCCUUCAUAGAAAAGCCUUUUAAAUAUUCUUUUAUUUUAUUUUUGUUUAACAGUUUCAUACUUCACAUUUUUUCAUACAACUAGUUUUUUCCUAGCUGAUCAUCUCCAAAGUGUUGCUGUUUCUUACUGACAAUAAAAAAAAGUGGUUC